AAUUAUGAAUAUGAAUUUAAAUAUUUAUCUAAAAUAACAAAAGAUUAUUUAUCAGUUCAAGCUACAAGUGUUUCUAUAGAAAGAGCAUUUUUAGUUGCUAAAGAAUUAAUUACUUCUAGAAGAUAUAAUUUAAAUUUUAUAACAAUUAGAGCAU
This is a messenger RNA of Cetraspora pellucida, 154 nucleotides long. Lineage: Eukaryota; Fungi; Glomeromycota; Glomeromycetes; Diversisporales; Gigasporaceae. The record is from the annotation of a GenBank genome assembly.